CUAGAAAGAUCUCGACAAUUAGGCAGCGUUCCAAUUGAAAGUCAAUGGCUACUAGGGAGGUGCAUUCAAAGUCAAAGCUUAUUCUGGCAGGCAGCGAUCUGAAAACAUAGGCGAGUCAGCCAGCUGUUCGCGGCAGGCGAGCGAGCUGAAGGCUGGAGCACGAGACAAUCCAUUUAUCCGCAGAGCAUAAGCACAGCACCUGCUCAAGAGCAGGGGGAAAGCAGAGUAACUGCAACAUUUUGAAAAUUCUUGUGCGUUGCUCGAGCGAAGAAUCCACUGACCAUUUCUAGUGGUAGAAUAGAUUCUAGGAGAAAAGUCUUAGAAGCUCAUAACAGACCUUAGUAGUUGAUUAGAAAACCAUACCUCACUAGAAAAAUCGCAGUUUUCAAUCAAACCAUACCUCACUAGAAAACCGCAGUUCGUAUCCUUAGGCUAGCGAAAAAUAGUGUAGCUGCGCAAUUGGCAAGAAGAGUAUAUCUAAGCAUAACAUAGAAUAUAGCAUAGCGACUCAUUCCUUAGGGAAACAUUAGAGAGAUCGUAGCAAAUAAAAAGGGAAAAAGAGAGAAAAAGCAUAUAGCUGAGGAGAAGAUAGCUUAGGAUAGUAUAGCUCAAGCGUUAGGUAGCAUAGCACAGCUUAGGAGAGAAUAGGAAACGUGUCGAUAGCGGGAUAAGCGUGGCCGCCGAGAUCAGGAGAUUGGCGCACGGAAAGAUAGGUAGGGUCUCGAUGGCGAUACCAUCGAGAGUCACCAGGUCAGCGCCAGUAGCUGGUCCCCCUACAUCUUCCUCCUCGAUACAAGGAUCUUGUCCAACGCCUCAGCAAAUCCACAUCCCUCCUCCCACGCCUUCGCAUCCCAUCACGAGAGCCAUGGCCGCGGCGGCGGCGGCUGCCGCCGCACUUCCGCGGGCAAAUGCGCAUACGAGGGGCAGCGUCACUUCCUUGACACCCCGACCUUCCCCCGCUCCUCCGCCGGCGGCCAAGCGAAUGAGAAAUCAUAGCGACAUCCUCAAGGUUGUCCAAGGUCCUACUGGGCAAUACAGCUCCAAGCUGGUGUGUCAGGUUCCGUUCAAGGCGGGCCAAGUAAUAUCGAAGAUCGAAGGCAUCACAAUGGGAGUCCCAAAGAAGUACACCAGCGUGCAAUGCGGUCCAGAUAGGCAUUUUGAAUUUAACAGUGAUCUCGUGUUCAUGAACCAUUCCUGCCAACCGAGUGUCCACGUCGACGUCGACAAAAUGGAGAUCGUAGCAGCACGAGACAUGCAACCUGGAUCGGAAGUUUGCUUCUUUUAUCCCUCCACAGAAUGGGAGAUGAAUCAACCUUUUGUCUGCUGGUGCGGUGCUCCUCAGUGUGUGCGCGUCAUAGCCGGUGCUAAGUUCCUCACCCCAGUGCAGCUCAGUCAGUACUUCAUUAACAAGCACAUUCGCGAGCUCAUCAUCAAGAACAUCUCUCAAGUUCCUUGCCAGGAAGAUGGGGAUAUGGCGAGGAGAGCGGGAUAUGGAGAGAAGGAGGAGGAUUUGACGAGGAGGAUGACGAGGAUAGCGAGGACGACGAGGAUAGCGAGGACGACGAGGAGGAGGAGUCGAGAUGGGGGAGGAGAAGAGAUGGACGGAGGGAAAAGAGGAAGGGCAGGAAGAAGACGACGAGUGGGAGGAGGAGACAUUGACGGCGAGGAAGGGGAGGACAUGAGGAAGGGAAGGAGACGAGGAGGCAUGGAAGAUGAGGAAGUACGAGGAGGAGGAGACAAGGAGAAUGAGGAAGGGCAGGAGGAGGAGGACGAACAAGAGGAGGAGGAGGAGGAGGAGGAGGAGGAGGAGACGAAAAGGAGAAGGGAGGAGGAGACAUGGAGGAUGAGGAAGGGGAGGAGGAGCAAGCAAGGUCUUUGCGCUACGCUGGAGGACCGCUACUAUGAUGACGAUGACAACACCACGGAAGACGCCAACAGCAUCAACCCCAACAUCGACUGCAAAGACAAUGACAAUCUCACCUGUUUCACCGCCGAUCUCAACAACAACAACAACAAUGACGACAACAACGAUUGUGGUGAUAACAACCAUGACAGCAACGACAACAACAACAUCAGCAACGACGACAAAAAUAACAACAUCAACAACAACAAUAAUAACGGCGACGAUUGUGAUCUUCGUUAUGAUGGCGAUGACUUGCGCAUCCAAGUCAUUCAGGUUGUCGCCACCGAUAAUAACGACCAAUUUGCCGGUUGUGAUGUCAACAUUUACAACAGCGAUUCGGAUGGGAGUGGUCGCUGGGUGCAGCGGGCUCCUUGCACGAUUUUUGUCAUAUUCAGUGGAGGUUGGCCUUUUGGGGAGGGGAUCACUCUCUGCAUGUUCAUGAGCUGUUCGUGUCGGCGAGGUAGCAUUUGCUCCUUCAGUGGGAUCCGGGUGGGAGGGUCGCAGGGUAGGACAACGGCCUCACUUACCCAUCUGUGCUAUCUAGAGGGGGGCGCUAUAAUUGGCAUAUCAUCUGACUUGACUGCCUUCUCUGAUUUAGUAUCUCAAGAGCUAUCCAGGAGCUUCGCCAUAACUGUGCUUAGAUACAUCCUGGACAGUCCUGGUGUGAAUAUGCCCGCAGAAUUCUAAAUUACGCUUAAAGAACACAGGCACCCUUAACAGCCCUUCAUGCCACCAACUGGCACACAUCACAACCAACAAACAAACAAUUAUGUC
This is a messenger RNA of Chara braunii, 2677 nucleotides long. The record is from the annotation of a GenBank genome assembly. NCBI's taxonomy places the organism in Eukaryota, Viridiplantae, Streptophyta, Charophyceae, Charales, Characeae.